This is a messenger RNA of Camelina sativa (false flax), 345 nucleotides long. Lineage: Eukaryota; Viridiplantae; Streptophyta; Magnoliopsida; Brassicales; Brassicaceae. The record is from RefSeq and is a predicted model, not a curated record.
AUGGAUGCGGCGAGGAAAUCAGCGCCAACCACCGGAGGGGUGAAGAAGCCUCACCGUUACCGUCCAGGAACCGUGGCUCUUCGUGAGAUUCGUAAGUACCAGAAGAGUACUGAAUUAUUGAUCCGCAAGCUUCCCUUCCAGCGUCUUGUUCGUGAGAUUGCUCAGGACUUCAAGACGGAUCUGAGGUUCCAGAGUCACGCUGUGUUAGCUCUCCAGGAGGCGGCUGAGGCAUACCUUGUUGGUUUGUUCGAAGAUACCAAUCUCUGCGCAAUUCACGCUAAAAGGGUUACAAUCAUGCCUAAGGACAUUCAACUUGCUAGGAGAAUUCGUGGAGAGCGUGCUUAA